Molecule: messenger RNA, 4153 nt
Organism: Callithrix jacchus (white-tufted-ear marmoset)
Lineage: Eukaryota; Metazoa; Chordata; Mammalia; Primates; Cebidae
Source: RefSeq, a predicted model, not a curated record
UUCGAUCUUGUUACCCAGACUGGAGUGCAAUGGUGCGAUCUCGGCUCACCGCAACCUCCGCCUCCUGGUUCAGGCAAUUCUGUCUCAGCCUCCUGAGUAGCUGGGAUUACAGGCACGUGCCACCACGCCCAGCUAAUUUUUUGUAUUUUUAGUAGAGACAGGGUUUCACCAUAUUGACCAGGAUGGUCUCGAUCUCUUGACCUUGUGAUCCACCCGCCUUGGCCUCCCAAAGUGCUGGGAUUACAGGCUUGAGCCACUGCACCUGGCCUAGAAAGACCCUUCUGACCAUACCUGUAACCCCAGCACUUUUGGGGGCUGAGGUGGGCGGAUCAUGAAAUGAUAGAAAAUUUUAGUAGAAAAUUUUGUAUUUUUCUACUAAAAAUACAAAAAUUAGCCAGGCAUGGUUGUGGGUGCCUGUUAUCCCAGCUACUCAGGAGGCUGAGGCAGGAGAAUUGCUUGAACCUGAGAGGCGGAGGUUGCAGUGAGCUGAGAUUGUGCCAUUGCGCUCCAGCCUGGGUAAAGAGCAAGACUCCAUCUCACGGGGAAGAGAAACAACGAAAGACACUUUGAGCCUCAGUCUCCCUGCACCGUGCAUUGAGGCUCAGCCCAGCCGUGGGGACUCGGGGCGAGUGGGGCCCUGUGCCUGGUGGUAGAACUCCUGGCCUGGCUGCCUGGAGGCAUGUGAGGCCCACACACCUGCGGGGAGCCGCCCUCACCUGGUGUCCCCUGGCCCCGAGGUUCUGGCUCGCUCCAGCACCUCCCCAGAGUACCUCAGAGCGGGCUGGGCAGUGGGCCAGGCUGAAGUGCAGCAGGCUACCUGGGCAUGGGAGGCCUCACUGAAGCAGACCAAGACAGGACACGUGAAAUGCGGCGGGAGCCAGUGCAGUGGGAAUCAGAGCACGUCUGCCGCCUGUGCCCCCUUCCCGUGCUGGCUGCGGGCACUGGACCCUGGGCCUGGCCUGGGAACCCACAGCUGGGCUCAUGGAUACACCACAAUCCCUACCUCUUCUGUGGGUCACCUGGCCUGUGGCUCCCUAGAGGCCCCGCCGCCUGGAGGGACGCCAGCACAGACCCACCCAGCACAAGGCUGCCCGCAGACUGGGCCAGGCAGGGCCUGGACACCCUGUUCCCUGAGUCCUGCUGCCCCCGCCACCCAGACUCAGCUCCAAGGCCACACUGAGAUGUGCCGGGGUGGGCGCUGAGUGUCUGGGGAGAAGCAGGGGUGCAGUGUGGGAGCACCCAGAGGGGCCUAUCAGAGCGUCAGAGCAGGCGGGGCCAGGCACUGGGGGCUGAGGGACAUGACAGGCUCGGGCGGGGGGUGGGGCAGCCUGGGUGGCUGCAGGCUGUGCCCUGCUGAGGCCGCUCUUUGCAUGCAGCCUGGAGCACAGACACCCCCUGGGCCUGGGCCAUCAUCACUGCCAACGCCACCACCCGAGGAAGGGCACGAGGAGGGGCACCAGGAGGGGCUGGUGGAGCUGCCCGCCUCGUUCCGGGAGCUGUUCACCUUCUUCUGCACCAAUGCCACCAUCCAUGGCGCCAUCCGCCUGGUCUGCUCCAGUGGGAACCGCCUCAAGACGAUGUCCUGGGCGCUGCUGUUCCUGGGUGCCCUGGUAGCGCUGUGCUGGCAGCUCGGGCUCCUCUUCCAGCACCACUGGCUCCGCCCGGUCCUCAUGGCCAUCUCUGUGCACUCGGAGCGAAAGCUGCUCCCCCUGGUCACCCUGUGCAACGGGAACCCACGCCGGCCGAGUCCAGUACUCCACCAUCUGGAGGUGCUGGACGAGUUCGCCCAGGAGAACAUCCACUCCUUGUACAAGGUCAACUUCAGCAGAGGGAGAGACACCCUCGCUGCCACCAUUUCCCGCCUUGAUCCCCGCUUCCACCUGGACAGGGAGAUCCGUCUGCAGAGGCUGAGCCACUUGGGCAGCCGAAUCAGAGUAGGGUUCAGACUGUGCAACAGCACGGGCAGUGACUGCUUCUACCGCAGCUACUCGUCAGGCGUGGCGGCCAUUCGGGACUGGUACCACUUCCACUAUAUGGACAUUCUUGCCCUGCUGCCUGUGGCGUGGGAGGACAGCCACGGGAGCCACAGGAGCCAUGAUGGCCACUUUGUCCUUUCCUGCAGUUACGACAACAAGGACUGCCAGGACCGGCAGUUCCGGACCUUCCACCACCCCACCCAUGGCAGCUGCUACACCAUUGAUGGCAUCUGGACAGCCCAGCACCCCGGCAUCACCCACGGAAUUGGCCUCGUCCUCAGAGUUGAGCAGCAGGCCCACCUCCCCUUGCUGUCCACACAAGCUGGCAUCAAGGUCAUGGUCCACAGCCACAACCACAUGCCCUUCCUGGAGCACCACAGCUUCAGCAUCCGGCCAGGGACAGAGACCACCAUCAGCAUCCGAGAGGUGCACUGGCCUCUGAAGCCUGGCCUCCAGCCCAGCUUGGGCUUUGGGGGGUGGGGGCAGGGCCUCAGGGCAGGACCCCUGGAACUGAAGUGUCUCUCCCAGGACGAGGUGCACCGGCUCGGGGACCCUUACGGCCACUGCACUGCAGGUGGGGAGGGCGUGGAGGUGCAACUGCUGCACAACGCCUCCUACACCAGGCAGGCCUGCCUGAUGUCCUGCUUCCAGCAGCAGAUGGUGGAGACCUGCUCCUGCGGUUACUACCUGUACCCGCUGCCGGCUGGGGCUGAGCACUGCAGCUCAGCCCGUCACCCUGCCUGGGGGCACUGCUUCUACCGCCUCUACCAGGACUUGGAGACCCACCAGCUCCCCUGUGCCUCCCGCUGCCCCAGGCCCUGCAGGGAAUCUGCAUUCAAGGUCUCUGCUGGGACCUCCAGGUGGCCUUCCGCCAAGUCGGCUGACUGGACUCUGGCUGCACUUGGUGAGCAGGGACUGCCACGUCAGAGCCACGGGCAGAGGAGCAACCUGGCCAAAAUGAACAUUGUCUACCAGGAGCUCAACUACCGCUCAGUGGAGGAAGCGCCCCUGUACUCGGUGCCGCAGCUGCUCUCCGCCAUGGGCAGCCUCUGCAGUCUGUGGUUUGGGGCCUCUGUCCUCUCCCUCCUGGAGCUCCUAGAGCUGCUGUUGGAUGCUUCGGCCCUCACCCUGCUGCUGGGUGGCCGAAGACUCCGCAAGGCGUGGUUCUCCUGGCCAAGGGCCCGCCCUGCCUCGGGGCUGUCUAACAUCAAGCUAGAAGCCAGCCAGAUGCCCACACCUGCAGGUGGGACGUCAGCCAUCCAGGGCCUAGCGGGCCUCAUCUCCCAUGGAUGGUGCUUCACAGGCUCUGGCAAGAGUCUCAACCAAAGAGAGCUGGGCUAGGCCCCAGCCCCUUGAGACCCAACACCUGAACGGCCCCGCCAGGGCUCUCUCAUCUCUUAGCCUGGUCCUCGGAGCUGUGGCGGAAACAGGCUGCCUGGCUGCCCAGACCAGCGGCUAGAGCAGCACACGUGGCCCGUGGGCAGGCAGGCGCCGGACAUGUCAGGGCCUCCGACCAACCACCCACCCUGCUUGGGUUGGGUCUCCAGGAGGCCCAGGGCAGAGGGGGGUUUCCCAUGUGCACGAGUGCAGCUGGAGGUACUGACGUGCAGUGGUGCACCCGUGUGCAUGUCUGUGUUUCUGCGUGUCCAAAUGUCUGACGCACCUACCGGUCUGCCUGUGUGUCCACACAUCUGACGCGCCUGUGUGCAUGUCUGUCUCUGAAUGUCCACGUCUGAUGCGCCCGUGUGCGUCUGUGUCUCUGCAUGUCCACGUCUGACGCACCUACGUUUGUGUCCACAUGUCUGAUGCACCCAUGUGCAUGUCUGUCUCUGCGUGUCCACACGUCUGGCGUGCCCAUCUCUGUGUCCACACAUCUGACAUGCCCGUGUGCGUGUCUGUGUCUGCCUGUCCACACGUCUGAUGUGCCCAUGUGCGUGUGUCAGGUGUUGCCACCUCAGCCACAGCUUCUGUGGAGGCAGAAGGCAGGGGGCGCCCAAGGACACACACGGUGGCUCGGGCUGCUCUGAAAUAAAGCUGCUGACUGCACCUGGUGGCCAGUGUGUGCCUGUGCGCCUCUCCAGCAACCCCGUGCCAGGGAAACUGAAACCCUGACCGCACCUGUGGCCGCAGCAGCCACCCUGGGCAGAGGGCCCGGGACAGGAGCAGCCCCAGCCUGG